This is a messenger RNA of Arachis ipaensis, 585 nucleotides long. RefSeq lists its product as uncharacterized. The record is from RefSeq and is a predicted model, not a curated record. Lineage: Eukaryota; Viridiplantae; Streptophyta; Magnoliopsida; Fabales; Fabaceae.
AUGAGGAGAGCUAAUGGCAGAUAUAUAUUGAAGAAUGGUGUCCAACUUGACAUUCGUCAUGUUGUUCCAUAUAACAGGAAUCUUUUGGUCAAGUACGACGCCCAUCUUAAUGUUGAGCUUUGUAACCGAUCUAGAUCGGUCAAAUAUUUAUUCAAAUAUAUCAAUAAAGGACCUAAUCAUGCUACUGUAGUUAUCUCAAAUGAACAAAAUUCUGCCUCCACAUCUGAAAUUAGAAUUGAGGAACAUGAUGAGAUAAAGGCAUACUUGGAUUGUAGAUAUAUUUCUGUUUCCGAAACUGCUUGGAGAAUUUACCAAUUUGAUAUGUUUUAUCGAGAACCAUCUGUAGAGCGUUUAUCAUUCCACCUUCCUUAUCAACAACCAAUUUAUUUCCAAGGGCAUAUGUCACUUGACAACAUUAUGAGUCGUUCAAGAAUUGAGGCAACAAUGGUUACUGAGUGGAUGAAAGUGAAUUGUGAGGACAUUGAGGCCAGACAACUAACAUACUCUGAAUUCCCUAUGAAGUAUGUUUGGAAUAAGAAGGAAAAGUUGUCGACAAGAAAACGUAGACCUAGAUGUCUUGGAUGA